This is a messenger RNA of Cuscuta epithymum, 4361 nucleotides long. The record is from the annotation of a GenBank genome assembly. NCBI's taxonomy places the organism in Eukaryota, Viridiplantae, Streptophyta, Magnoliopsida, Solanales, Convolvulaceae.
AAAACUUCAAUCCAACGGACAAUUUUUUUUGUCUUUUCCUUCCGUGGCUUCAAACCCAGUCUUCGGUGGGCGUCCUCACCUCAGAGUCUGCUGCUAAGACGAGUAUUGUGAAUCCCGUCAUCCGUCGUUCCGGCGUUUCCUUGCCAGGCAACGGCACCUUUUCAGGUGGGCUAAUAUCUGGUGCAGGAGCUGGAACGUCGAUUUCAUCUCCUAUCUGAAAUUCAGAUUUGAAUCCAAAAUCCAGAUCUCCGGUGGACCAGCGGCGAGCUUUCAGAUCUUUACUCUCCUCUAUCUUUCCACACUGGAAGAUGCGACGCCGCUGGAUCUGUCUCUGCCAUUAGAAGGUAGCCGUCUCACGCCGUUCGUCCAGGCUCGUCGCAGCUGCUAGCCACCAUCGUUGCUCGCCGUACAUUUCGGCUUUUUGCUGCUAGAAGCAGAGGAUAGAGACAGCCCAAAUGUGUUGUUACCUCGGCGGCUACUGAAACGGAGAAGUCCGGAUCUGCCACACAAAAUAAGAUGGUAGUCACAUAGUGUGGUCUGCGCCAGCCAGUAAGAAUACUAGUAUUCUCAUCUCUGUAUCCAAAGAUAUCAAGUUCAUCAUGAAUAUAGAGUCCAAAUUGCCUGUGGCUGAAAAAGGAGAACAAGCCAACAUCAAUGCAUUUCGUAACUUUAAUGCUUCUGAGCAGAUAGAUUGCUUCAGUAAUAUGGCCACAGAACUAUCUGCAUCAAAUAAUCAUGCUGUAAGUAGUAUACCUGAUGUACUCCACUUGACGGUUGGAUGUGCAGACAUCCCAGCGUACAAGAUCUCAGAGUUGAUGAAGCUAAAGAGUUUGGAGAGUUCCUCUACCCGGUCAUUAUUCAGUGCUGUGAAUUACAUUCUAGAUGAAAACAUAGAGAGAAAGAAUGGAGAUAUUCCUCAGUCUGCAACAUCGCUGCUAAAGCUAGUUCUGCAAGAAAUUGAGCUUCGGUUUUCAAAACAAUCAGAAAAUUUGAAAAAGCAAAAUAGCCUCUACAAGUCUCACGAACUAAAGCAUCAAUUAAGAGAAAGGGUUUUAGAGACCCUUAGAACAGGAACUGCCGAAGAACACGAGAUUGCGAAGGUUGAUUUUGAGGAGAAGGACAAACGUAGACAGCAAGAAAUCAGUGAUUUUAAGAAAGAUAAAGAUAAUUAUGAGAUGAAGAUUUCUUCAUUAAACCAUGAUUUGGAGUUAACCAAAAAGAAACAUGAAGAGAAAUGCUUGCAGCUAGAAUCACAAACAGAUAAAACUAGAAUUGAGUUAGGGAAGAAGAUUAUGGAACUUGAGUGUCUUCUAAGUGAUUCAAGGAAGAAGGUGGAAGAGCUUGAAGCCUUUUCAGAAUCAAAGUUUCUGACAUGGCAAAAGAAAGAAUAUGGCUAUAAAGUCUUUAUAGAAUCUCAGUUUAGAUCUUUACAGGCACUGAGAAUGGCAUCUGAGUCCUUGAAGCAGGAAGUUUUGCAGACCAAGAAGAUCUAUGCUGAAGAACUAAACCGCUUUGGACUAGAUCUCAACGGGUUAAUAGAAGCUGCUCAGAAUUACCAUACAGUGCUUGACGAGAAUAGAAGACUAUACAAUGAGGUGCAAGACUUGAAAGGGAACAUCAGAGUAUACUGCCGAAUACGGCCAUUCUUGCCAAACCAAAGCCAGAUAAGAACAACUAUGGACUACAUUGGUGAUAAUGGAGAACUGGUUGUUGUGAAUCCUUUGAAGCAAGGAAAAGACAGCCACCGUGUCUUCAAAUUCAACAAAGUCUUUUCUCCUACUGCUACUCAAGAGGAUGUAUUUCGAGACACCCAACCUUUAAUCAGAUCUGUUCUUGAUGGGUACAAUGUAUGCAUCUUUGCCUAUGGCCAGACUGGUUCUGGGAAAACAUAUACUAUGAGUGGACCCAACAUGUCAUCUAUGGAGGAUUGGGGUGUGAACUACCGAGCUCUGAAUGAUCUAUUCCUCAUUUCUCAAAGCAGGAAAAGCUCUAUAGCAUAUGAAGUUGGUGUUCAAAUGGUUGAGAUAUAUAAUGAACAAGUUCGUGACUUGCUCUGCACCGAAAGUACCCAGAAAAGGCUUGGGAUCUGGAAUACUACCCAACCAAAUGGGUUAGCUGUCCCUGAUGCUAGCAUGCAUCCUGUUAAAUCAACAACAGAUGUUUUAGAGUUGAUGAAAAUUGGUUUAAUGAAUAGAGCUGUUGGUGCUACUGCUCUCAACGAAAGAAGCAGUCGGUCCCACAGUGUACUUACUGUUCAUGUACGUGGGAUGGAUUUGGAGACAGAUGGGGUUUUACGUGGUUGUCUACAUUUGGUAGAUCUUGCUGGUAGUGAAAGAAUCGAUAGAUCCGAGGCCACAGGGGAUAGAUUACGGGAAGCACAACACAUAAACAAAUCUUUAUCUGCAUUGGGGGAUGUGAUAUUCGCUCUAGCACAUAAAAGUUCUCAUGUACCAUACAGAAAUAGUAAACUGACACAAGUUCUUCAAAGCUCUUUAGGUGGCCAUGCAAAGACACUCAUGUUUGUUCAGUUAAAUCCUGACGCGGAGUCUUAUUCUGAAACUAUAAGUACUCUAAAGUUUGCUGAACGUGUAUCUGGAGUUGAGCUAGGAGCGGCAAGGAGUAACAAGGAGGGAAGAGGUGUAAAAGAGCUCAUGGAUCAGGUGGCUUUUCUAAAGAGCACAAUUGCAAAGAAAGAUGAGGAAAUAGGACGGUUGAGGAUACGAAGAACCAAUACUGCAAAUGAUGAGAGGCGUGGUCUUAAUGCACGAAGGAACGGGCCGCCAUCUCCAGGACGUCAUUCUCUAGGGGGGGUCCUACAAAGCCGCAAAGGAGAGCGAAGUUCUAGACUUUCUGAGAAAGCUGCUUCGGAAAAUAGUUCAGAGUAUAACAGUGAUAGGCUUUCUGAAGCUGGUUCUCAGCGGUCAAUGGAUGAGUUUAGGCAUCACAGUGGAUUCCUUCAAGAAUCAAGGUCAGGUAUGGUGAUUGCGGGUCCAGACUUUGGGGAAGAAGAUGAUGAUAAGGAGCUCAUAGGAUUUGCUGACGGAGAUUCUGAAGAAAGAUUGAGUGAUAUUUCUGAUAGUGUUCUUUCUAUGGGAACAGAAGCGGAUUCCAUCAAUAGUAUUAUAGAGCACUCGUUUUUAUCUGGAGUUUCUAAUACUCCUUCGGAAGUAGCUGACAAGCCCAGUAUUCCAACGAAACCCACAAGAUUGCCGGAAAAGCAGACCUCAAAGUCGGCGGCGCGGCUGUCUCAAUUGUCAUCGAGCAAAACUGCCUCUAAAGUUUCAAGUUCAAAAAAGACGAUUACAGGAAGCUCUUCUACAACUAAACUUUCCAAAAGAUGGCAGUAAUUUCCUAAAAAACGCACUCCUGCUUGUAAAAACGAGGGUCUCUGGUCUCUGCUUGUUCUGGAUCUAUAAUAUUGCUUUUAGGUCUUGUGGAAAGGACCGAAAAUCUGCACUCUGUAACAAGAUUCAGGGGAAAUUAUUCUUCAGGAUAAUUUAAUUAAACCCAACACCAUUUUUUCAAGAUCUGGAGGAAAGUCUGAAGGAAACAAAUGAAAUCAGGACUUAUCCUUAGGGUGUAGGUGGAAAUUACUGUGCAUAUUUAACUUUGGAAACUACGUAGUAUUUUAUAUAGGGAUAUAAUGUCACACAAUAUGUCUGUCAUAUUUUCCUGAGUACUACAAAACUUGAAAAAAGACCUGCAUCAAAAGAAUAAGUUAUAAGGUGAAGAAGAAUUCGAUAAUAGUAUGAUGAUCUAGUAUUCUAGUUAUAGUAGAGAUUGUCCUGCCAUGUUUCAAAUGUCCUGUAACCCAUAGCAUAUUGUUUGGAUUUCAAAGUAAAUCAAAACAAUUACAAAACAUUCACAGGAAAAAGUAAACAGUUUGGUACUUUGGUUGUCGUCUUAGCAUUUAUAGUAUCAUUAAAAAUUGAUUUUGACAGAUUUUUUGGCCCUGCUGCGUUGAAUGCUUUAUUGUAGGUCUGAAUUAAGUCGUAAUUUCAAAGAAAUGAUGAGGAAAUCAUAGUCAUCAGGUAUCUAAUGAGUAAUGAUUAAGAGAGUAAGGAAUGGCUCGAAAAUCCCCGAAGGCCGACAAGGCGACAAUUGAAAACCUAACAUUGAGAAAUGUAAUUAUUUGUCAUAAGUCAAAGAAAUGAUGAAGAAAUUUCAGUGAUUAUGUGAUUAAUGAUUAAAGUAAGGGCCUGUUCGGUAACAGUUGCAACGGCGGAAUGUGCUGAAGUGAAAGUGUUUGGUAAUAUGUUGGCUGACUGAUUGAGUGUAAAAUUACUGUAAAAGGUAUUAGCUUAUUUUGUGUUAAAAGUAUAUGGGUGUAAACUUUGCUAGUAAAUUCUUUCAAAAAAAAC